GGGCGGGAGCGCGCGCAGUGUUGGGUGUGGCGCGCUGCGCUUUGAGGUAGUCUCUAGUUCUAGGUGUGAAUAUUUUUUUCCCCUUCAGUUGUACACGCGAGAUUUGGUUAAAGAGACACCGCUUUGUAUUGUGAGGGGAAAAGAGAGGUCAUAACUGAUAGCCGAAGACCGCCUCUUCUCAAGGUCGCUUUUCGAGCGAGACACCGGACAGUUUUUCAGAAGUGGGUGGGUCUCUCCUGCGUUCUAACUACAGGGACUGUCAGAGGUGCAAAGUGCCCUAAUGUCCUCCGUGGAGAAAUACGAAAUCCCGUUGAUCUGUACGGUUCCCCUCGUCCUCAGGAACGUGCUUUUUGACCCUCAGUUUUUCCUCAAGCGGGUUCCUCUUGAGGUUAAGGGAAUUAGAUGAAAUGACUAUAAAGCACUGAGCACAGCCUAUGGCACAGAUUUAAAGUAAUCUCGGAGAUCCAGGCUCUGCAGUUUCCACAAAGAAUUUUCAACACGGUGGCUUGAAAGGGUUAGUAUUUUCGCUGGUCCGACACGGUAUUCACAGCAGUAAGAGAGCAAAGGUGGAGUGUUGGUGCACCACCGCUCUUGGAGUGUCAGGUUUGCCCAGCGACUGUUCUGUAUAGAUGGUUACUGCCCUCAUAUUUGGUAGCGCUCUCCAGCCUCUUAGUACACCAUUGGGGUAAGGUUUGCAUGCGGUAAAACACACAAAUCAAGAGUACAAAUCACUGACCUAGUUUGUUUAUACACCUGUGGUUGAAGCUCAGCUAAGAUAGCAGCUCUAAGGAUCUCUAAGUAGCUGGGCGUGGUCCCCCACGCCUGUAAUCCCAGCACUCUGAGGAGGCUGAGCCAAGAGGAUCCCUGCAAGUUCGAGGCCAGCUGGAGCUACAUGGGUGUCAGCAUGGAAGCCAUGAGUGAGAAUAAAAUGGUGUCCUCUGAGUUUAGCACAGGACCUGUGGAAAAAGCUGCCAAACCUUUGCCAUUUAAGGAUCCCAACUUUGUGCACUCUGGCCAUGGUGGUGCCAUAGCUGGCAAGAAGAACAGAACCUGGAAGAACCUGAAACAGAUUCUCGCUGCUGAAAGGGCAUUGCCUUGGCAACUGAACGAUCCUAACUACUUCAGUAUCGAUGCUCCUCCAUCCUUUAAACCAGCUAAGAAGUAUUCUGAUGUUUCAGGCCUUCUUGCCAACUACACAGACCCACAGAGCAAGCUGCGGUUCAGCACCAUCGAAGAGUUUUCCUACAUUCGGAGGCUGCCUUCUGAUGUCGUCACUGGCUACCUGGCCCUGAGAAAGGCCACGAGCAUCGUUCCCUGAGCCUGAGAAAUGGAGACAAAGUGGAAACUGUUUCAAAGGCAGACUUUGGACUCAUGAUUUUGUUUUAUGGAAACAAGCUUAUUCUGCUGUCAAUCUGAAAAUGUCAGUUCUGUGCCUUGGAAAGAAUGUUUGGCUUUGACUUAAGAGUUUUUUCUGUGUUUUCCCUCCAAGUGUGAUAUUUCCUGUUGAAUUAAAUUAUACUUCAGUUAUUUCCUCAAGUAAAAGUAUUUGACAAGAAAAUA
Heterocephalus glaber (naked mole-rat) is the source of this 1560-nucleotide messenger RNA. It is a transcript of the gene Ino80c, whose product is annotated as INO80 complex subunit C. Gene Ontology annotation, biological process: chromatin remodeling. Lineage: Eukaryota; Metazoa; Chordata; Mammalia; Rodentia; Bathyergidae. Gene Ontology annotation, cellular component: Ino80 complex. The record is from RefSeq and is a predicted model, not a curated record.